UAUUAAUAUGAGCGUAAAAAACACAACGGCUGAGCUCUCUCCAUAAACAAGGAAAGAAAGUCAAAAUUAUCGAAGAAAAUUCGAGAAGAAGAGGCCUUGGAAUCAACCCUCACCCAAUGGCAUACGUUGAACGAGGUGUAUUGAAAUCCAAGCGAUCCAUAUGGCGACUGAGAACAAUAACUGAUUUCUUCUGGGCUAUUGUGAAUCUCAUAGGCGUGUUCUUUUCUACUAUGUUCUCGAUGGAAAAGACAGAUACUUAUAAAAAAGGAUCUGGUUCUAGCAAGAAAUGGGAUGGUGGCCCAGGAGGUCCUGGUAGUGGACCAUAUGGUGGUCGCCCACGUGGCCCACCCCGUGGACUGGACAAUGUUAGAGGGAUUGACCAUAGUUCCUUGCCUGCCUGUGGCUCCUGCUGUGGCUAAAGUGUUGAGAGUCUCUAAAUAUGAAGCAGUGACUUUGUUCUUCGGAGUCCACAUCCUUCCCGCAUAGAGUAGAUGAUGGUCUACGUUGUCUACCAAAUCUUCUUCCAAUGGUCAUGAAUGGUUUAGCCCUUACGGUUCAUCCAAACCCCCGUGCUGGCAUGUAAGGUAGAAUGGGGACUCUGGUUUUGAGUUUGAAUUUGAAAAUACAGAAUUAGCUUAUGGCGACUUUUCAUAAAUAAAAGCAAUCAAUUCAGAACUACAUGAGCAAAUUAGGAAGAAA
This is a messenger RNA of Populus euphratica (Euphrates poplar), 699 nucleotides long. Its product is annotated as selenoprotein K-like. The transcript is spliced from 5 exons. Gene Ontology annotation, biological process: endoplasmic reticulum calcium ion homeostasis; calcium ion transport. Gene Ontology annotation, cellular component: endoplasmic reticulum membrane; Golgi apparatus. The coding region runs from base 117 to 419 and encodes 100 amino acids. The record is from RefSeq and is a predicted model, not a curated record. Lineage: Eukaryota; Viridiplantae; Streptophyta; Magnoliopsida; Malpighiales; Salicaceae.